Molecule: messenger RNA, 4865 nt
Organism: Drosophila persimilis
Lineage: Eukaryota; Metazoa; Arthropoda; Insecta; Diptera; Drosophilidae
Gene: dsd
Product: attractin-like protein 1
Exons: 8
Coding region: 318-4463 (1381 amino acids)
Cellular component (GO): Golgi apparatus
Molecular function (GO): protein binding
Source: RefSeq, a predicted model, not a curated record
CGCUGAUUUCUCGUCUCUCUGUUCAUAAUAAAAAUUGUCAAUAUCUUUGCUCAGAAAUUGGCUAAGGCGCUGCAACUAAUUCUUAAGAGCGCGACCAGGUUGUGCAAUUCGUGUGUGUUCGUGAGUGUGUUUCUGUGUUCGUCUAGUGUCCAGCGUACUCCUGGCCGUCUGCUUGUCCGUGCGGGGAGAGCAAAAGAAUUGUGCAAUAGGCAUUCCCCUCCACAAAAAUCGAAGGAUUUUGUCGUCGCGAGAAAAUGUGAAACGUGAAACUGCAGCCAAUACCCCAAACAGCGGCAGUCGACGAAAGUCUAUCAAACAUGUGCUUGGUGGAGCAUGCGGGGGACCAGCAGAAGCAGCCUUCAUCGCCAGUGACGUCUUCCACAACAUCAUUCUGCUCAAAUCGCAAUCGCAACAACAAUCCCUCCCCCUCCAUUACCAUAGUAAACAGCCAGCAGCAGCAGCAGCACCACCAUCAUCAGAGCCUGCGUAGUGGCGCCAGCACCUCCACUCCUACUACCACCACCACAUCGCCGACCUUCAAUGCGAAAUACAGGCGAAAAUGUUUGCUCCUGCUGACGCUGCUCCUCUUCCACGGCUGCUUCAGCGGCCUGCAUCGGGCCAGCGCGUACAAUUGCACGGCGCACGGGAGUCGCUGCCAGAACGACGGCCAGUGCCAGGAGGAUGGCCAGUGCCUGUGCGCUGACGGGUGGCAGGGGCCCGAGUGCCAGUUCUGCGGAGGAAAAGUGCGCAUGUACCAUCCCAUGGGGACCAUACACGAUGGUUGGGGCAACUAUUCGGUGAGUGUCAAGUGCAGUUGGCUUAUCGAUGCCCGCCACCCGCACUGGGGACGGCGACAUAAUGCCAAUUCGCCAAGAACAUCCAAUAUACGGAUUCACCUGCGGGAAUUUGCGACGGAAUGCGGCUGGGAUCACCUCUACAUAUACGACGGCGACAGCGUGGACUCGCCCCUGCUGGCGGUCUUCAGCGGCCUCAUGUACAGGGGGAACUUCUCCAUACGACACGUGCCGCAGGUGAUAGCCAGAUCGGGCACUGCCCUGGUGCACUUCUUCAGUGACGAUGCCUACAACAUGUCUGGCUUUAAUCUAACCUACAAAAUGAAUGGCUGUCCAACGGAUAGCGAUGAGGUGGAAUGCUCAGGGCAUGGCAAGUGCCGGGAUGGCGACUGCAUCUGUGAUCCCAUGUACAGGGGCGAGGCCUGCAAUAUGGCUGCCUGUCCGGGCAAUUGCAUGGAAGAGAAAAACCAAGGCCACUGCAGACUGGAUCAGGAGCGCUGCAUCUGCUACGAUGGCUUUGCUGGCGAUGAUUGUAGUCAGGUCAGCGCCCAUGGCGCCUGGACCACUGUACAUCCCAAGCAUUCACCGGCGCCGGCGGGCAGCGCCUCCCAUGGCGCCACCGUCUGGCGCGACACUCUGCACAUUGUGGGCGGGGAAUCGUAUGGACGCGGCGAGCUAAUGAGUACCUAUGACUUUAACGGCAAUGUGUGGGAGACUGUACAUCCGGAGGAUGGCGGCGAGGUGCCCGACAAGCGCUAUGGCAGUUCCACCGUCAUGUACGGCGACAAGAUCUUCAUGUACGGCGGCGUCAUCAAGGGCCAGGGCAUCUCCAAUGAGCUGUGGGCCUUCGAUGUGUCGGCCAAGACGUGGGAGAACAUCACCGUGCGGACGGACGCGUGCAACGUGACCACCGGGCCAAGUGGCAUGUGCGGGCCCCUCCACGUGGUGGGGCACACGGCCACGCUGGUCCCUGGCUUCGGGGACAAGAACAACUAUCAGUAUAUGGUGGUCAUAUUCGGGCAUUCGCCCCACUAUGGCUACCUCAACACGGUGCAGGAGUUUAACUUCGGAUCACGUGAGUGGCGCAUCGUCCAGACCUCUGGCUUCGUCGUAAAGGGAGGCUACGGACACAGUGCCGCCUACGACUUUCUCACAGAGAAGGUCUACGUGUACGGCGGCAUUGUGUCGGAGAGCGAGUCCAGCCAGGUGCUGAGCUCGCGGCUGUACGCGUACGAGCCCUCGACACGCAUCUGGAGCCUGCUCUCGUCGGCGCCCAGUGCCCGGCUGCUGCACACCGCGAACUUUGUGAACCAGGGCCUGAUGAUGGUGUUUGGGGGAAACACGCACAACGACACCUCCACGAGCUACGGCGCCAAGUGCUAUAGCAAGGACCUGCUCGUCUAUGACGUCUACUGUGAUUCGUGGCACUUCCAUCAGAUGCCCAGCUACCUGCAGGCAGAUCUGGCUCGCUUUGGCCACAGUUCGGUGGUGUUUGAGGACGCUCUCUACAUCUACGGAGGAUUCAAUGGACAGCUGCUCAACGACAUAUUGCGCUACCAGCCGGGAUACUGCAGCUACUACACCAAGCAGGAGAAAUGCACCAGCGCCCGGCCCGGCAUCAAGUGCAUCUGGGAUGUGCAGAAGAUGCGCUGCAUUUCGAUCACCCAGGUGCAGCGAUCGGCCAUUUAUGGCCGCGAGCAGUACGACUAUGUGGCGUGCCCCUCGAAGAGUCGUCUCACCAUGACCUCGGAGCUGCUGCACGACGUCCUGCGCUGCCAGGAGCUGGGCAACUGUCAGUCGUGCGUCUCGACCGCCUUCGAUUGCACAUACUGCGGCAAUGGGGUGUGCAGCAAGGAGCGCUGUCGGGAGACCACAUCCGUGGCGUCCGUCUUCCUCGAGCUGUCGACGACGCACCAGUCCGUGCCGCAGGUGCCGGCAUCGACAGUGGGGCCCCCGCUGAAUGCCAAGCAGUUGGUAGCCUGUCCCGUGUCGGAGGAUUUCCUCAUGCAGUCCGUUUGCGAGCAGCUGCACAACUGUCGUGCCUGCUCCUCGAACGCGGCCUGCAAGUGGGACACAGAGCAGAAUCGCUGUCGCAGCCAUGGAUCGUCCUCCACAGCCGGUGGGCCGGUGUCCAAUCGCACGCAGGACGAUGUCGUCUGUCCGCCGGCGUGUGCGACGCUGACCAACUGCCAGAACUGCACGGAGGAUGAGUGCAUUUGGUGCCAGAACGAGCAGCGGUGCGUGGAUCGCAAUGCCUACACGGCCAGCUUCCCCUACGGCCAGUGUCGGGAGUGGACCACCUUCACUGCCAAGUGCCGCUCCUCCCCGGUGACGGCACUGAGCAUCGGCACCACCACGGCCCUGUCGAGUGCCCAGUGCGGCUACUACAACAGCUGCCAGCAGUGUCUCGACGAUCCCGCCUGCGGCUGGUGCGACAACGGCUCCAACACGGGGCUCGGCCGAUGUGUGGUGGGUGGGGCCCUGGCACCCUACGACGAGACAGAGUGCGCCCUGAAGCACUGGUUCUUCACGUCGUGUCCGCGCUGCAAUUGCAACGGUCAUUCGGUGUGCAACGAUCAGCAGCACUGCGAACAGCCGUGCAACAAUCUGACGACGGGCGUGCAUUGCGAGAAGUGCCGGACGGGAUACUGGGGCAGUCCCAUCAACGGGGGGAAGUGCCAGCGCUGCGAGUGCAACGAUCAGGGCGUCUAUUGUCAUCCGGAUACUGGCAAGUGCUACUGCACCACCAAGGGCAUUGUCGGCGAUCAUUGCGAGAAGUGUGACUCCCAGAACCAUUACCAUGGCGAUCCGCUCAAGGGCUCGUGCUACUACGAGCUCACCAUCGACUACCAGUUCACUUUCAAUCUGUCGAAGAAGGAGGACCGCCACUUCACCCAAAUCAACUUUCGCAAUUCGCCCGGCAAGCCGGAGAUCGACGCGGACUUUACGAUUACCUGCAGUGUGCCGGCCAAAAUGGACAUUUCGGUGAAGCGAGCCGGUUCGCCAGACAUGCUCAUUUUGGUGGGCGUCAACUGCUCGACGUUCCGCCAUCGGUUCCCCAAAACCGAAUAUCAGUUCGGUCACUCGCCGGAUGACAAUAGCUCGCUGACGACAUUCUAUGUGUUUGUGCAUGACUUCCAGCCCCCCAUCUGGAUUCAGAUUGCAUUCUCCCAGUAUCCCAAGCUCAAUCUGCAGCAGUUCUUCAUUACGUUCUCCUCCUGCUUCCUGCUGCUGCUCCUCAUGGCCGCUGUGCUGUGGAAGAUUAAGCAAAAGUAUGACAUGUUCCGGCGACGGCAGCGUUUGUUUGUCGAAAUGGAACAGAUGGCCAGUCGACCGUUUUCACAGGUGCUCGUCGACAUUGAAAACCGCGAAAGUAUUGAUCUGAGUCUAACGCUGGAGGGCAUUGGCCAUAUGUCCAAGAAACGCAAAAAGGAAUGUCCCAGUCCCAUUGCUUUGGAGCCUUGCUGUGGCAAUCGAGCGGCUGUGCUCUCGCUUCUAGUCCGGCUGCCCACGGGUGGCCAAUCCCAAGCGCCGACGGGUCAAUCGAACGGCCUGGCCGUGGCCAGCGCCUUAGUCACGCUCGGGCCGCGUCGUCCGUCGAUGGAGCAGCAUCCCAAGGAGCCAAAAUCGAAACGCAAGCAGAGCCAGCACCCGGAGAGUUGUACAUAAUGUAACAAUAACGCUAAUGCAUACCUAUAUAAUUCUAAUUAAUUCUAUAAUAUAAUAAUAAUGAUACAGAUAAUAAUUUUGAUAAUAUGUAAAACUAGCGAUAAUAGGUAUAUAGCGCAUAUUUGACCUUCUUCUACGAGUACUAAACACGCGAAGGGCAUGGUAUGCAUGCUAGAGCAAGUUGAUAAUCCUGCAGUUAUUAUUACUUUAUAAACGAUUAGACGAAUAACAACAAAAGCAAAACAAGAAACGCGAGAAACAACAAAACAGAAAUAAUAGUAAUUUUUUUAGCAGAAAGGACAUAUUUAUACACGGUUAUAUAUAUAUACAAUUUAAUGAUAUAGUUGAUAGGUCGAGUAGCGUUGCAAUAGUUAUAAAUGUUUAAUUUAUUAUUUAUACCGC